AUGGCCAGGUCCAGGCCGCUCGAUCACUGCUUCAGGAGCAGAGACAAAAAGCCCGCAUGUACCGUUCAAUCUCCCGGGUUAUUAAUAAAGUUCAACCCGUUUGCCCAGUACCCUGCCACAUCUCAUCCCCCUCGGGCAUUUCAUGCCAGUAGUAUCCGUUACACGGGCAGUUCUGUUUUCAGCCAUCGAAAGUUCUAG
Messenger RNA from Aspergillus niger, 198 nucleotides. RefSeq lists its product as uncharacterized. The record is from RefSeq and is a predicted model, not a curated record. Lineage: Eukaryota; Fungi; Ascomycota; Eurotiomycetes; Eurotiales; Aspergillaceae. Bases 1 to 198 code for a protein of 65 amino acids. The transcript has 3 exons.